Anolis sagrei ordinatus is the source of this 2714-nucleotide messenger RNA. RefSeq names its product C-terminal binding protein 1 (gene CTBP1). Gene Ontology annotation, cellular component: nucleus. Gene Ontology annotation, biological process: regulation of transcription by RNA polymerase II. NCBI's taxonomy places the organism in Eukaryota, Metazoa, Chordata, Lepidosauria, Squamata, Anolidae. The record is from RefSeq and is a predicted model, not a curated record. Gene Ontology annotation, molecular function: NAD binding; DNA-binding transcription factor binding; transcription coregulator binding.
CCCCGCCCCUGCCUGCGCGCGCCGCCUCCUCCUCCUCCCCCCUCCCUCCCUGAUCGCGGAGCCUCAGUGCGAGGGCUCGGAGGGAGGGGCCGGGCGGGGAGGGAAAGGAAAGGAAAGAAGGGGGCGAGGGAGCCGCCGGGGCCGCCAUAUGCUCCGAAUCGCGCCCGAGCAGACCCCGCUGGAGCCCUGCCCCUGAGAGGCCUCUCGAUGGGCAGCUCCCACUUGCUCAACAAGGGCCUGCCGCUCGAAAAAGGAGAAUUCGAGCAUUUGUUUUGAGGAAAAAAGGAAAAUUAAAGAAUUACAUGGACUUUGCAAACAGAUGUUAGAAAAUGAAAGUAAAAAAUUGAAUUCGACCCAAGAUUCAGAGGUUGCAGUGACUAAGAAGUUUAAAAGCUUUGGUUCAAGAUUGCAGGAGACUGAAUGAAAAGUUAAAGACAUGUUGCUGUAUUACCUUCCAAGCUGAAGAUUCUAAAUAGCUGAGAAGUUGAAUUAAUGACACAGAAACUGAAAUCCAAUUUAAGAAAUGUCAGGCAUUCGACCACCAAUCAUGAAUGGGCCUAUGCACCCACGCCCUUUGGUCGCACUGUUGGAUGGCAGAGAUUGUACAGUAGAAAUGCCAAUCCUGAAAGAUGUAGCCACAGUGGCAUUUUGUGAUGCACAAUCCACACAGGAAAUUCAUGAAAAGGUACUGAAUGAAGCAGUGGGUGCUCUGAUGUAUCACACCAUCACUUUAACUCGUGAAGAUCUGGAGAAGUUUAAAGCACUUCGAAUAAUUGUUCGAAUUGGAAGCGGCUUUGAUAACAUUGAUAUUAAAUCUGCUGGUGAUUUAGGGAUUGCAGUGUGUAAUGUUCCAGCUGCCUCAGUGGAAGAGACAGCAGAUUCUACGAUGUGCCACAUCUUGAACCUCUACAGAAGAACCACCUGGCUUCAUCAGGCCUUGCGAGAAGGAACAAGAGUGCAGAGCGUGGAACAGAUCCGGGAAGUUGCUUCUGGAGCUGCAAGAAUUAGAGGAGAGACCCUGGGCAUUAUUGGGUUAGGUCGUGUUGGGCAAGCAGUUGCACUACGUGCAAAGGCUUUUGGUUUCAAUGUCAUUUUCUAUGACCCAUACCUCUCAGAUGGCAUUGAACGUGCACUUGGACUUCAGCGGGUGAACACUUUGCAAGAUCUGCUCUUUCACAGUGAUUGUGUCACUCUCCAUUGCAGCCUAAAUGAACACAAUCAUCAUCUUAUUAAUGACUUCACCAUUAAACAGAUGAGACAAGGGGCCUUCCUUGUUAACACAGCUCGAGGAGGACUAGUAGAUGAAAAAGCACUUGCACAAGCCCUGAAGGAAGGCAGGAUACGAGGGGCAGCCUUGGAUGUACAUGAGUCAGAACCAUUCAGUUUUAGCCAGGGUCCUUUGAAGGAUGCACCAAAUCUGAUCUGUACUCCACAUGCUGCUUGGUACAGUGAACAAGCCUCGAUAGAGAUGCGAGAGGAAGCUGCACGGGAGAUUCGGAGAGCCAUCACAGGCCGGAUUCCAGACAGCCUGAAAAAUUGUGUUAACAAAGAACACUUGACUGCAGCUACACAUUGGGCCAGCAUGGAUCCAGGAGUUGUUCAUCCAGAGCUUAAUGGUGGUGCCUACAGCAGGUAUCCCCCUGGGGUUGUAAGUGUGGCGCCACCGGGCAUCCCUGCAGCCGUCGAAGGAAUCGUCCCCAAUGCCAUGUCCUUAUCGCAUGGGCUCCCACCCGUCGCACAUCCUCCCCAUGCUCCGUCUCCUGGCCAAACAGUCAAACCAGAAGCUGAUAGAGACCACCCAAGUGACCAAUUGUAGCCUAAGAGAACAUCAUUCCCAAUGUUGGCAGUUACCACUUUGGAAGCCAGUGUGUGGAAAAUCAUUUGGACUUUGAAUAGAUGCAAAACCACAAACGGAUGGAGGAGGCCAUAUAUGUUUUAGAAACUGGUCCAGUAUGCAGUAUAAAGCAAAACAGCGUGGAGAGAUGGAAAGAAGAUUCAAAAACUUUUAUUCCUCCAUAUAAAAUGUAGUUUGUCCCUGUCCAGUGACCUGAUUCACUGUUUUGUGUCCUAUUGGGUUCUUUGUUAAGCCAGAGAAGUUAGUAGUUAAUUAUAUAAUGAAUGUACUUGUCUGUGUACAGUUUUUAGAACAUUAACAAGGGUUUGUUUGCUUAGUGGUCAACAAGAAAAAAAAACAACCAUAAGGGAGGCAUUCGACAAACCAAUUUUGAGAUUUGAGAUCCUUUGUUUUUUAUAUGUUUAAAAAUGCCUAAAAAUGAGGCAGUUGGUGAACUUCUCAGGACAACGAUUUUAUCCCAUUUUUCUUUCUAUGCCACGCAGUGCAUUGUUUUUUCUACCUUCUUGUCUUAUUUUUUUAGAAUAAUUUAAUAAAAUAAAAACAGUUUUUUUUCUUAAUUUUGGCACAAAUUUCCCUUAUUUCAGAAUGAAGACAUUUCAAAGAGAUUUUGAGGAGGAAAUAAAGGUUUUGUAUAAACAAGCAUCAUGCAUUAAAGUAUAUAUUAUUGGUGGGAUGCAGCGAAAGAAAGAGAGACUGAAAGAGGCACUAGACUACUGAAAAGUAGCAGCAUUUCAUUGCCUACAUGGAUUCUUUCCUGGUAAUGUGGUAGGCUAGCAAUAUUUUGGGUUAAAAUCAUGUUUGUGACUGUAUCCAUUUGUAUGAAUUAUUUUAAAGAAAUAAAAAUUCCAAACCAAUAUUA